Molecule: messenger RNA, 2645 nt
Organism: Phragmites australis (common reed)
Lineage: Eukaryota; Viridiplantae; Streptophyta; Magnoliopsida; Poales; Poaceae
Product: protein PAF1 homolog
Exons: 12
Coding region: 326-2233 (635 amino acids)
Biological process (GO): transcription elongation by RNA polymerase II
Cellular component (GO): Cdc73/Paf1 complex
Molecular function (GO): chromatin binding; RNA polymerase II complex binding
Source: RefSeq, a predicted model, not a curated record
GUCGAUUUGCCAAUCCAAGCAAAAUUCAGCCAAAUUAAAUCAUACUUGGAAAAAAUCCGGGCAGAAUCAGAAGCACCUGUGGCAAAACGAACUUCCAUCGCUCCCCCCCUGCUUCCUCCCCGCAUCUGCUCCUAGCCAAAUCGUCGACCACCUCGUGCGCUCCUGCACGCCGCCGUGUGGAUCUGGUGGGUGGGUGUCGUAGGCUUCCAACGAGCGGUUCUAGGAGCUCCCGCGCCGGCGGCGGAGGAGGAGACGGGGGAGCGAGAGGUGGCCGUCGGAUUCGUGAGCGGGGGUUAGGGUUCGGGGAAACCCUAGCCGCCGUGGGAUGGCGUCGUACAGGCCGUACCCGCCGCAGCAGCAGCAUCCACCGCCGCCGCAGGGCGGGUUCCCACCGCAGAUGAACCCGUUCGCACCGCCGCCGCCGCCGCCGCCGCAGCAGCAGCAGCAGCAGACGCCUUACGGCCGGAUACCGGCGCCGCCGUACCACGCGGCAGCGCCCCCGCCGCCGCCGCCCGGUCCACCGCCCCCGCACCAACCGCAGUUCAACUUCGGCCCCAGGCCCCCGCAGCAGCAGCCUCCGCCGCCUCCCCCGCAGAUGUACUACCAGCCCCCGCCGCCGCCAUACGGCGGGAACAGCAACCCGCCGCCUCCUCCCCCUUCAGCGCCGCCUCCACCGCCGUCCCCUCCCCCUUCGGCGCCGCCCCCGCCUCCACCCCUGCCGGUGCAGCCACUGCCUGCCCAGGCCCCACCACCUCCGAAGGAGCAGCAGCCCAAGGCCUCGCUGCCCAGAGCGGAGACGGAUGAGGAGCGGCGCGCACGGAAGAAGCGCGAGUUUGAGAAGCAGCGGGUGGAGGACAGGAAGCAGCAGCAGAUGAUGCGCCAGACCCAGGCCACCAUUCUGCAGAAAACGCAGCAGGUGCGUGCCGCGCAGCAGCCACAGAGCCGCCACCACCAGCCACCGGGUGUCUCCCGGGUAGCGGCAACUGGGUCUCGCCCAGCCUCAGUGCCGAAUGUUGAGAGGUUCGAGAAUCGGCUCAAAAAGCCAACAACGUUCCUCUGCAAGCACAAGUUUAGGAAUGAACUGCCAGACCCAAGUGCUCAGCUGAAAUGGCUGCCACUGAAUAAGGAUAAGGACCGAUACACUAAAUACAGGAUCACUUCAUUGGAGAAAAACUACAUGCCUAAAAUGAUUGUCCCUGAGGAUCUUGGGAUACCUCUUGAUCUACUUGAUAUGAGUGUAUACAACCCUAGCCCUCCUUCUGUUCAGCCACCCAUGGCUCCAGAAGAUGAAGAGCUAUUGCGUGAUGAUGAGGUCCUCACCCCUAUUAAACCAGAAGGUAUAAGGAAAAAGGGGAGGCCCACUGACAAAGGUGUUUCUUGGCUGGUCAAAACACAAUACAUAUCUCCACUCAGUACUGAUGCAGCCAAAACGUCCCUUACUGAGAAGCAAGCGAAGGAAAGGCGAGAAUCAAGGGAGGGUCGCAAUGCUUUCUUGGACAAUCUUAAUGAUAGAGAUAAACAGAUCAAAGCCAUCGAAGAAUCCUUCAGAGCAGCUAAAGCACUGCCUGUUCAUCAGACUAAACAUGGGAUGCAACUUGACUGGGUUAUGCCUUUGCUACCUGAUUUCGACAGGUACGAGGAUCCAUUUGUUAUGGUGAAUUUUGAUGGAGAUCCUACUGCUGAUUCUGAGCAGUACAACAAGCUAGAGAGACCCGUACGUAAUGAAUGUGAAUCCCGGGCUGUGAUGAAAAGUUUUAGUGUCAAUGGUUCGGAUCCUACAAAACAAGAGAAAUUUUUGGCAUACAUGGCCCCAUCACCGCAUGAGCUUGCCAGGGACUUGGAUGAUGAAAAUGAUGAUAUCCAGUACUCCUGGCUUAGAGAAUAUCAUUGGGAAGUAAGAGGAGAUGAUAAAGAUGAUCCAACAACAUACCUUGUCACAUUUGAUGAGGAGGAGGGUGCAAAAUAUUUGCCUCUUCCUACUAAGCUAGUUUUGCAGAAGAAGAAAGCAAAAGAGGGGAGGUCUGGGGAUGAAAUUGAGCAUUUUCCAGUGCCUUCUCAAAUUACUGUGAGCAGGAUAGCUCGUGGUGGUAUCAUGGAACAUGGAGAAUCUUCUGGCAUGCAUGAGAAUUUAAAGCGACAUAGAUCUCCCGUUGAUGAUGAUCUUGAUGAGCAUCCAAAGCAUUCUCGGGUAGAAGAUAUUGACCAAUAUAGCGGAGAAGAAUAUUCUGAGUGAUUAAUUGAUAAAUCGUUAUUAUCUUGUACCAACAAAUUUGAUCAGCACAAAUGAAGCUCCAAAGAUGUCAUAUGUAUAUGCUGUGGUGCCUUCAUAAGUGGUUAUAAGGUGCAUGCUUGAUGAAAGGAAAGAGAAUGCCUGUCAACCUGAGUGCAUUCGGGCAAGGACAGGUUUUUGAAGCGCAGAGUACGUGAAGCAAAGCUAAGUGGAACCGGACUUAAAAGACUUUGGUCUCCAUAGUGAUGGUAGGAAGUGUCACAUCAUUGUAAAGAAGUCAAGUCUUUGAAGUCUUGGAGUUCUCAACUGUUUGUUUUGAUAAGAACACCAUUUUUGCAUCUGUUUUACUUUUUCUUUCCCAUUUGAUUGUGUAAGUACAACAAUUUAUUUAUGUUAGGACGGACAGAUUGUACUA